CGAACGGAUCACACACAAAAACUUGAAAUAAAAUGACAACGCAGGCAAAAAUUGUUGAAGAAUUAGAAUUUCCAUAUUGCGAAAAUGCCAGUGAGAAAUAUGAGAAACUCACUAAAAUCGGUCAAGGAACUUUUGGAGAAGUAUUCAAAGCCAGGGAUAGAAAAACUAAACGAAUAGUUGCCAUGAAAAAGGUUUUGAUGGAAAAUGAAAAAGAAGGGUUUCCAAUCACAGCUUUAAGGGAGAUCAGAAUUCUGCAGUUAUUAAGCCAUGAAAAUGUUGUAAAAUUAAUUGAGAUUUGUCGAAGUAGAGCUGGUGCUUACAACAGAUUUAAAAGUACAUUCUAUCUCAUCUUUGAGUUCUGUGAACAUGAUUUGGCCGGUUUGCUGAGUAAUGUCAACGUUAAAUUUACGCUUGCUGAUAUCAAACGCGUCAUGCAACAGUUAUUGAAUGGAUUAUACUUCAUUCAUCACAACAAAAUCUUACAUCGAGAUAUGAAAGCUGCAAAUGUUUUGAUUACCAAAAAUGGCAUCCUUAAACUUGCUGAUUUUGGAUUGGCGCGAGCUUAUGGCGGCAUGACUCAAAAGGGUGCUCAGAAAUACACCAAUAGGGUAGUGACCUUGUGGUACCGGCCUCCCGAAUUGUUGCUAGGGGAAAGAGUUUAUGGGCCAGCGAUAGAUGUGUGGGGCGCUGGGUGCAUCAUGGCAGAAAUGUGGACCAGAAGUCCCAUAAUGCAAGGCAACACAGAGCAACAUCAAAUUACCCUGAUCAGCCAUUUGUGUGGGUCGUUAACACCGGAUGUGUGGCCUGGAGUUGAAAAGCUAGAUCUCUACGACAAACUAGAAGUCCCUAAAGGGCAGAAACGUUUGGUGAAAGAAAGGUUAAAGCCUUACGUCCGAGACCAGUUUGCUUUGGAUUUGUUGGACAAAAUGCUGUAUGUUGAUCCAUCGAAACGAAUCGAUUGUGAUACAUCGCUGAAUCACGAUUUUUUCUGGGAAGAUCCAGCCCCUUCGGAUUUAUCUGUGAUGUUGUCGAGGCACAACCAAUCAAUGUUUGAGUACCUGGCGCCACCUAGGAGGCGUGGUCACAUUCCACAGCAACAGCAAGCUCGUCCACCUACUGACCAACAUUUUGAACGAGUCUUCUGAAGCUUGCAGACCAAAAAAAAAUCUUCACAGUGUCAAGUUAUUACGAACUUUGUCUAAUACCUUGACAUCAUUCAGCUUUUUUCUUGUUAUUUGUAUGGAACUUUGAGACCAUUUACUUCUGUAAAUCAAAAUAUGAUUACAAGGCAGCCAAGAACUAAUAGUCGUGGAGGACUCUGAUUGGCUGCAUUUGCUAGAGUACAAUCCGAUCAAAUCACAAACUUCUGUGUUACAACAAAAGAGCAUAAUGUAGUCAAGGUAUUAGAAUGAGUUAGUAAUAGCUUGACAUUGUGAAGAUGACCCAAAAAAUCCUAUGAAUACUUACUUGGGAAUUUGUUUUGGAAUUUAUUUUUGUCUUUUGAGGGAUCAAUGAAUAUAUUUACACCUAGCUUUCUACCUCUUAAUCUAGUGAAUGCUCCUUCUUUGUAUUUGAGGCUUCUAUGAAAGUCAUUUAACGAAAUCUGCUUACAUCUUUAGAGGUAAAUUAUAUGAAAAGG
Molecule: messenger RNA, 1639 nt
Organism: Lottia gigantea (owl limpet)
Lineage: Eukaryota; Metazoa; Mollusca; Gastropoda; Lottiidae
Exons: 4
Coding region: 33-1145 (370 amino acids)
Biological process (GO): protein phosphorylation
Cellular component (GO): nucleus
Molecular function (GO): cyclin-dependent protein serine/threonine kinase activity; ATP binding
Source: RefSeq, a predicted model, not a curated record